Clonostachys rhizophaga is the source of this 2085-nucleotide messenger RNA. The record is from the annotation of a GenBank genome assembly. Lineage: Eukaryota; Fungi; Ascomycota; Sordariomycetes; Hypocreales; Bionectriaceae.
AUGGCCGAGCUCGACACUCUUGACAUCGUGGUGCUCGGGGUGAUUCUUUGCGGCACCCUCGCCUACUUAACCAAGGGCAAAUUUUGGGGAGUCGUCAAAGACCCCUAUGCUUCCAGCUUUCAAAAUGGCACCGCAAAUGCCAACAGGGCCGGCCGAACGCGAAACAUUGUUGAGAAAAUGGAAGAAUCCGGCAAGAACUGUGUCAUCUUUUACGGCUCCCAGACGGGUACCGCAGAGGAUUAUGCUUCUCGACUAGCAAAGGAAGGAAAGAGCCGAUUCGGCCUGGAAACUAUGGUCGCUGACCUGGAAGAGUACGACUUUGACAACCUUGACACUUUCCCGAGCGACAAGGUGGCCAUGUUUGUUCUGGCAACAUAUGGCGAAGGCGAGCCUACCGAUAAUGCCGUCGAGUUCUACGAGUUCCUCACUGGCGAAGAUGUUGCCUUCUCUGAGGGCAAUGACCCCGCUUUGGAAAACCUCAACUAUGUCGCAUUUGGAUUGGGCAACAAUACCUACGAGCACUACAAUUCCAUGGUUCGAAACGUUGACAAAGCCCUGACCAAGCUUGGGGCUCAUAGAAUCGGCGACGCUGGCGAAGGAGACGACGGCGCGGGUACAAUGGAAGAAGACUUCCUUGCCUGGAAAGAUCCCAUGUGGGCGGCCCUGGCCUCCAAGAUGGGUCUCGAGGAACGUGAAAGCGUGUAUGAGCCAAUCUUUGGUAUUGUGGAUCGUGAGGGCCUGACACCCGAAUCCGCAGAGGUCUAUCUGGGUGAAUUAAACAAGAUGCAACUGGAGGGCACUAACAAGGGACCGUUUAAUGCUCACAACCCGUACAUUGCUCCCAUCUCAGAGUCUCGCGAGUUAUUUUCUGCCAAAGAUAGAAACUGUUUGCAUCUGGACGUUGAUAUCAGCGGUUCGAACCUGUCUUACCAGACUGGAGAUCAUAUUGCUGUGUGGCCAACCAACCCCGGUGCUGAGGUCGACCGAUUCCUUGACCUCCUCGAGCUUGCUGAUAAGAGAAACAACGUUAUCAGUGUCAAGGCCCUUGAGCCAACUGCGAAGGUGCCAUUCCCGACCCCCACUACGUACGAUGCGAUUGUCCGAUAUCAUCUGGAAAUCUGCGCUCCGGUCUCCCGUCAAUUCGUUUCAACCCUUGCUGCUUUCGCCCCUACCGAGGAGAUCAAAGCAGAGAUGACGAGGCUUGGCAACGAUAAGGAUUACUUCCAUGAAAAGACUGGCCCUCACUUCUAUAACAUUGCCCGUUUCCUGUCUGCCGUUAGCAAGGGAGAGAAGUGGACCAAGAUUCCAUUUUCUGCGAUCAUUGAGGGUUUGACCAAGCUCCAGCCUCGCUACUACUCGAUUUCAUCCUCCUCCAUUGUUCAGCCCAAGAAAAUCUCUAUUACUGCUGUCGUUGAGAGCCAAACGAUCCCGGGACGUGGAGAUCCCUUCCGAGGAGUUGCGACAAACUAUUUGUUUGCUCUUAAGCAGAAGCAGAAUGGAGACGAGAACCCCACACCCUUUGGCCAGACCUAUGAGAUUACCGGCCCUCGCAACAAGUACGAUGGCAUUCAUGUUCCUGUUCAUGUGCGACACUCGAACUUCAAGCUUCCUUCGGACCCAGCCAAACCCAUCAUCAUGAUUGGUCCCGGAACCGGAGUUGCGCCAUUCCGCGGGUUUAUCCAGGAGCGUGCCAAGCAGGCCAAGGACGGUGUCAACGUUGGUCGAACUCUUCUUUUCUUCGGAUGCCGAAAAUCGACCGAGGACUUCAUGUACAAGUCCGAGUGGGAGGAAUAUCAAGAGGCACUGGGCGACAAGUUUGAGAUGGUUACCGCCUUUUCUCGGGAAGGACCCAAGAAGGUCUAUGUGCAGCAUCGCCUCAAGGAGCGUGCUCAGGAAGUUAACGAGCUGCUUCUUCAGAAGGCUAGCUUCUACGUCUGCGGUGAUGCUGCCAACAUGGCACGCGAGGUUAACGCAGUUUUGGUGCAACUCAUCGCUGAGGGACGCGGGGUAACAGAACAGAAGGCAGAGGAGGUUGUCAAGAUGAUGAGAUCAACAAACCAGUACCAGGAGGACGUCUGGUCUUAG